This is a messenger RNA of Trichophyton benhamiae CBS 112371, 1425 nucleotides long. RefSeq lists its product as uncharacterized. NCBI's taxonomy places the organism in Eukaryota, Fungi, Ascomycota, Eurotiomycetes, Onygenales, Arthrodermataceae. The coding region runs from base 1 to 1425 and encodes 474 amino acids. The record is from RefSeq and is a predicted model, not a curated record. The transcript has a single exon. Gene Ontology annotation, molecular function: protein tyrosine phosphatase activity; phosphatidylinositol-3,4,5-trisphosphate 3-phosphatase activity; protein tyrosine/serine/threonine phosphatase activity. Gene Ontology annotation, cellular component: cell projection; nucleus; plasma membrane. Gene Ontology annotation, biological process: negative regulation of cell population proliferation; protein dephosphorylation; phosphatidylinositol dephosphorylation.
AUGUACCAUACUUAUAUCUGGAUCAAUGCGCUCUAUGCAGCGAUGUACACCAAUAUACUAAACUAUAUCGCAGUAAUAGCAACAUCAGGCCCUUCGUCGACCUACCCUAAGCGCGCGUACCGAAACCCUACAGAAGAUUUGGUCCGUUUCCUCGACUCAAAACACGGAGAAGAUUGGUCGAUAUUUGAAUUCCGCGCUGAAGGAACUGGAUAUCCUGAUGAUGAAGUAUAUGGGAGGAUUCACCAUUUCCCAUGGCCGGACCAUCACCCACCGCCGUUCGGACUGAUACCCUCACUCAUGGCCAGCAUGCGAAAUUGGAUAAAUGGCGUGGGGAAAGGUAAAAGGAUCGCCGUGGUACACUGCAAAGCAGGCAAAGGUAGAAGUGGAACUGUUGCCUGCAGCUAUCUGAUCAGUGAACAGGGCUGGAGCGCAGAAGAUGCGAUGAAACAGUUCACGGAGCGCAGGAUGAGGGCUGGAUUUGGCGCCGGCGUGAGCAUACCCAGUCAAGUUCGGUGGGUGAACUAUGUUGAACGAUGGAAAAAUGUGUUCAGCAAGAUAUAUGUCGAACGACCUGUUGAGAUUGUUGAGAUUCAUAUCUGGGGUUUGAGGAAGGGACUUAAAAUCGAUGUAGAAGGAUUUGUGGAUGAAGGCCGAAAGAUAAAACGCUUCCAUCGGUUCGGCAAAGAUGAGUUCUUCUACCAGAAUGGCGGCAGUGUACCGCAAGAUACCUCCUCUUCUGGAGAGGAAGAGCAAGACAAGGGAGCGGAUAAGCCAGACGUUUUGUCCUCAAACGCAUCGUCUACUCCAGUCCAGUCUGCUCGGGAACUCACAGAGCCGGAGCCUGUGACUGAAGCAGCGUGGUCGGCUCUCGCCUCUGCUCCGGCUGAUUCAACGGACAAUGUCGUUCUUCGGCCCAAAAACCCAGUCAUUGUUCCGACCUCAGAUGUGAACAUCGACUUUGAACGGCGGGCCGUGGUAUCAUACACAGAUUGGUCUAUGAUAACAUCUGUCGGCCACGUAUGGUUCAACGCCUAUUUCGAAGGUGGCCAUGACCACGACUCCGGGGUAUUUGAAAUCGACUGGGAGGCUAUGGAUGGUAUCAAGGGAACCUCGAGGAAAGGUAUACGAUCUCUCGAGCGUCUCAAGGUCGUCUGGCGGUACCAUAAACCAGCCAAGGAAGAGGAAUCGCCUUCAGUAGGUAAAGAGCCUGAAGCUCAGGUGCCAGGCGCUCCUCCGCCUGGAAAGGUCAUAUCCGAGCCCGGCCCUGGGGAAGAGGUACCCGAAGGCCGUGCUGCGGAUUGGCGGGGACAGGAAGAAGACGUUGAGGGCGGGGAAGAGAGAGAGCUGCUUGAGCCACGGCGUCAGCAGGAAGGCGAGAAAAAGGAGAGCGAUUCCACUGCUGCCGAGUCGACGCCGAAGGGGUGA